Messenger RNA from Malurus melanocephalus (red-backed fairy wren), 1176 nucleotides. RefSeq names its product DND microRNA-mediated repression inhibitor 1 (gene DND1). Gene Ontology annotation, cellular component: nucleus; cytoplasm. Gene Ontology annotation, biological process: negative regulation of miRNA-mediated gene silencing; mRNA stabilization. The record is from RefSeq and is a predicted model, not a curated record. Gene Ontology annotation, molecular function: mRNA binding. NCBI's taxonomy places the organism in Eukaryota, Metazoa, Chordata, Aves, Passeriformes, Maluridae.
AUGGCUGCUCCGAAUUGCCCCGGACAGCGGGAGUCACCAGGGUACUGGAGGGUCUUGCAGUUCCCUCAUGGGGUUGGGGUGCUCCCAGUUGGGAGGCUGGAAGCUCUUUUCAAUCAGCACCAUCAUCUCUUUCCUCAGACACGGCCCAACAGGAUCAACAGGGCCAGUAAGAUGUCACUGCUUGCCUGGGAGCAGGAGACGGGCAUCAGACUGGUGCAGGUCAACGGGCAGAGGCGCUACGGAGGGCCCCCCCCAGGCUGGGUGGGUGACCCGCCACCGGCCAGCACCGAGGUGUUCAUCGGGAGGCUGCCGCAGGACGUGUACGAGGACACCCUGAUCCCGCUGUUCGGGAGCGUGGGGAGGCUCUACGAGUUCCGCCUCAUGAUGACCUUCAGCGGCCUCAAUCGGGGCUUUGCCUAUGCCAGGUACAGCUCGGAGCUGGAGGCCAGCAAGGCCAUCAGCACCUUCCACCACUUCCAGGUGCGCAGGGGCUGCACCAUCAAGGUGUGCUGGAGCACKCAGAAGUGCGAGCUCGUCAUGGAUGGCCUGGCUGCCUCGACGAGCCAGCAGAAGCUGGAGGCCGUGCUGCAGACAGUCACUGAGGGCAUCUUCUGCGUCACCCUGCACRCCAGCCUCUUCCAGAGAGGGGCCAAGCUGGCUGUGCUCAAGUACAGGUCGCACAAAGCUGCUGCCAUGGCCAAGAAAACCCUGAUGGAAGUGAACCUUGGGCUCGGGGAAGCGGUGCAGAUGGUGUACUGGCUGGACCCCGUGCUGAGGCGGAAGCUGUCACGCUGCGAGGUGGAGCCAUCGCCAUCAUCCAGCCUGGUGUACGAAGGCAGGAGCCUGGCAGUGCCCAGGCCAGCGGCCCUGCCUCCAUCGCAGCAGAACGUGAUGGAGAACAUGAGCACACCCCUGUUCGUCUCCAAGUGUGUCCAGGUGGAGCCCGAUGGAUGCCAGCGUUUCUGGAACCAGGUGGUGAUCCCRGGAGGCCCUGAGCCCAUCGCUGGGUUCGUGUGGGUCCCGCAGGGCAGCCAGGGCCAGAGACAGGACSAGGAGGCCAAGGUGGCAGAGGCCCUGCACUUUCUCCAGCUGCCAGGUGAGUCCUUGAAUUUGGUGCCAGCAGAUAUAGGCAGCGCUGUGCCGGAGCCACCAUGGAGCCUGAGCCGCCAGCCAUGA